Messenger RNA from Linnemannia hyalina, 3558 nucleotides. The record is from the annotation of a GenBank genome assembly. NCBI's taxonomy places the organism in Eukaryota, Fungi, Mortierellomycota, Mortierellomycetes, Mortierellales, Mortierellaceae.
AUGUUCAAGAAACGCUCUCCUCCCUCCAAAAAACCAGACGCCAACAAUACCAACAACAACAAUAACGACGACAACGACGACAAUUCGGCCUCAUCGCCAACUAUCACCGUCUCGGUCCCUCAUGAUGUAUUCGACCAAACCACUCCAACAUCAACAUCAUCGACAACGACGACUGCAAGGAGGAGUGAAGAGCGGCAAUGGAACCGGACGACCACGACCACGACCACUACGUCUUCGUCGAGUCGUAGGAGCAGUUAUGAGCGGAGUCCCUUCUUACCCCAGAAUCAGCAACAACAAGGGUUCAAGGCCUGGAACCCUCAGCAACAGCAACAACAGCAGCAGGGUGGCGGUAGUGGUGUUGGUGUCGAAUCUGGAUCAGGUCUUGGAAUGACUGCAGGUGCAGGUGGAGUAGGUGGAGGUGCAGGAGGAAGUGCAGGAACAAACACAGGCACAGGGACAACGACAUCAUCUCCCUUGUUGUCGACUCUCUCCUCGUCGUCAUCGCCAUCAUCUUCCAAAUCCAAGAGUCCAGCUGGUAUGAUGUUAAACCUUACUGGUAUCUUUACCACCAACAGCACUGCCAACGGAACAACCACCACAGCAACAACAAACUCGGCAACAAACACUAGUAGUGCACAGCCCCAGCCAGCGGCAGCGACAGCCGUAGAGGCACAGCUGUGGAACGCUGAUUGGGUCGAACCGGUGUCGCCGGCGUUACCGCGUUAUAUCCCUGCCAUUGCCGGGAAGGGCGCAGGUAUGGGCCCAAACCCGCGGACGGGAGGAGGUGGAGGUGGUCGAUUAAAUGCUGGCUGGGGCUCAGGUGGUGGGUCUGUGGGGAUGUUGAGUCGGAAGGCUGGUGAAGGCGCAGGUUGGAAGACGGCGACGGCAACGACGGCCAGCUCUCCUACUUUUGACAGGCGUUCAUCUGAGAGUGCUGCUCAGCCCUUCAAGUCCCGAGUUGCUGCAAGUGCAGGCGCAGGAGCGGGAUAUAUACCCAACAGCAAUACCAACGGCCAUCCUAUGUCACUCCAACAGCAACAACAAUAUCAACAACAGCAGUAUCAGCAGCAACAGCAGCAGCCUGCGGUGUCACCAGGUCUUCGACGCAACCAACCGCAGCAGCAAAGGAACGGCGGAGAUGGAACGGGAGCAGUGGCAGGUGGAUCAUUGGAGAUGUCGUGGAUGAGCGGCGGUGGAGGACCUGACUACGACGACAACGACCGCCACCACGGCCAAGACGACUAUGACGAUGGGGACUACUACAACGACCGCAAGAAGGAUCGACGGCCGGCCGAGUUGCGAAAGAGUUUUGAUCUCACGGAACAGCAACUCCUGGUGAGGAAGAUGUUGGGUCGGUCAAAGGCACCACAGAGAGUCUUGUCGUCUUUUGAUGUCGAGGCCCAGAAUUAUUCUAUUCACCAAUGGGCGGUUGAUACUUACGAUAUCAAAAACACAAAGGCGAUUGCUCGGGUGGGCGAGGACUACAUGUUGUCAAAGGCGUUCAAUGGCGCCAUGCAGCCAACGCGCGUCAUCCCCUUCUACUUCAAGGCAUCGUUCCGGGACGAGGACGAUGAUGAGGACCUCCACGUAGAUGAUCACCAUGGCGCCCAGGGAUCCGGUUCAGAUCCAUAUACAGAGUCAGGAGCAGGAGCAGGAGCAGGACCACAGGAAGCCGCUCCAAUCGACCGCUCUCUCGUCACUAUCACGACUCUGAUUACACCAAACCGGUACGAGGUCUUCUUGAAACUGGUGAAGCAAUACCGGGGCCCCAUUUCGGUCGCGACUCAUAUCCGCAAGGGUCCUGAACAGGAUGCGAUGUUCCAUGAGCUCCACACGUUCUUCAGGGAGAACUCGAUCCUUCGCAAGUAUGUCGACUUGCAUGUGAUUGUUGACGGUGUCGAUUUCCAGCUCAACAUGUGGCGGAAUGUCGCGCGGAUGUUUGCCCGCACCGACUACUUCAUGAUGCUCGAUGUCGAUUUCCAUAUUCCAUCAAGUUUAAAGAAGAACCUACACUACGACCCCAGGAUCAAACAACUCCUUGCAUCAGGAGUAGCACUAGUCGUACCCGCAUUCGAGUACAAGGUCGACCACGACCCCAAGGAUUCAAAAUACUUUCCAGAGACAAAAUCCGAUCUGUUGCCACUACUGGAGAAGGGACAUAUUCAUGUCUUCCACGACUCGUUCCCUCCCGGACAUGGUGCCACGGAUACACCUCGCUGGAUCAAAAUGAGUCAGGGGAUCGCUGGUCGUUCGGAUUCUCACCCAUCGCCUCCAAAGGGACGGGCUGGAUUCGAAGAGGACUAUGCUGCUGCUGCUGAUUGGGAGAAGGCCGCGGCGGCUGCUGAGGAAGAUGAGGUUGAUGAGGAGCAUGUGAGGGAGGAGUAUCUGGAACAUGAGGCUGAUGGCGAGAGACCUUAUAAGGUCACCAAGUUUGAGCCCAAGUAUGAGCCAUACGUCAUCUUAAAGAAGGAAGGAACCCCUUGGUGCGACGAGCGCUUCGUCGGGUAUGGCGCCAACAAAGCUGCGUGCCUGUUUGAGAUCUACAUUUCAGGAAUCGACUUUUGGGUCAUGCCCCAAGACUUUCUCAUCCACCAAUACCACGACUACCCCACCACGGACCGCAAGAACGGACGUAUCCUCAACCGACAGCUCUUUGUCUCCUUCCAACAGGAAGUCUGCUUCCGGACCCUGAACCGAAUGAUUAUCACGGGAGAGUGGUAUACCUCCAAGGCGGACAACUUGAGGCAUCAGUGUAGUGGAUUUGAGGGAUUCUUGCAGUCUGCAGAUCAGUUGGCGCAGGAGUUUGAGGACCGCCAUCCGGAGAGUUUGUUGAAGGAUCCGGUGUUUGUGACAGAGGUUGAGGAGCAGGAGGCGAGUCGACCAAGGUGGCACGGAAAUGGUGGAGCUGCAGGAAAUAAUCGAAAAGCUGGUCAACAAGGACAAGAGGAGGAGGAAGAGGAACCGAACAGACACAGCCACGAGCGAGGAGGUGGUCACGGCGAGGUGGCACUAGGUAAACAGCUCGUCGACGGCGAACAGAUCCAGGACCCAUGGAUGAGUCGACCACAGGGCAAGAUCUGGGGAGGGGUCCAACCCAAGUCCUACUACAUCCCUCCGCCACCCGAGGAGGAAGAACCCGCGAUCCCGAUUGAUGGGAUUGGACUGGAGGCGGCGCUUGAAGGGACCCGUGUGGAGGAACAUGACAAGAGUCCGUUUAGUUUUGAGGAGGCUGCAAGAGCGAUGCAGGAUGCUGCGGCGAAUGGUGGGGAUGGUCGAGAUCUGACGGGAGAAAGGUUGGAGCGGUUCCGCGAAGGCAUUAUUCUCCCCCCUGCGCAUGGUUUUGAGGAAGGGGUCGGGAGAGGUAGUGGUGAUUAUGAGGAUGAGGAUGGUGAGGCGGCUGCUGACGCUGAUGGGUCAGCUUCUGAUGCUGACUCUGGUGGAACGGCCUUUGGACAACAACAGCAGCAGGACCGUCCUGAAAGUGGAGGUGGCGGAGAGUCAUUUUUGGACGAGGCUGAGAAGUUGGAACAAAAGUUUAGAAUGUAUCCUCGUAACUAA